GCAAGUCUUUUUUGUCUUUUUUCUUGAGUAGGGAUAGCCUUUUCUUUAUAGUCAAAGAAAUUUGUGUUUAUCUUCAUUACAACUGCAUCACUUCUUUUCACAUAGCAUCAGAUAAGAUCAAGCUUGCUUAGAUUUUCACAUCAUCCAUGGCAACAAGUGGUGUAAAGCUUUUAGGAGCCAAGCAGAGCCCAUUUGUGACCAGGGUUAUGAUGGCGCUUGAGAUGAAAUCCAUCGAUUACGAGUUAGUAGUAAUGAAUCCACACCUAAAACCUGAGCUUCUUAGCAAAACCAAUCCAGUUCACAAGAAAAUCCCAGUGCUCAUUCAUGGUGAGAGGGCAAUAUGUGAGUCUCUUAUCAUUGUUCAAUAUAUUGAUGAUGCAUGGACCAAUGGCCCCUCGAUCCUUCCUCCUCAUCCCUACGACCGUGCCACAGCUCGAUUCUGGGCUGCUUUUGUCGAUGACAAGCUUAGGGAAGCCGAAGGAGAGGAAGCUAAAGAGUUGGUUAUCAAGAAAUUAUCUGAAGCAUUUAUGCGGUUGGAGGAGGCAUUCAUUAACUGCAGCAAAGGCAAGGCUUUCUUUGGUGGAGAUAGUGUUGGCUACCUUGAUAUAGCUCUAGGGAGUUUUGUUGGACUUAUAAGGGUGGUUGAGAUGAUGAAUGAAACCAAACUCCUUGAUGAAACCAAGACUUCUCGUCUAGCCGGAUGGGCCGAGAGGCUUUACUCUGACAGCCUUGUUAAGGAUGUUUUGAUGGACCCUCAGUUACUUCUAGUACAACUCCAGAAGUUUCUGGCCACGAUGCCAAAAGCUGCUUCUGAAUGAAAGAUUUUUUUUUUAAUUGUUUGGUUUUGUGUUUUAUUAGUGUUGUUAUUGGAUGGAUACUCCUAUCUUUCUUACCAGAUCGUCUGUUUUCUAGUGAAUUAGUUUAUGAUAAUAAGCCUUUUUUGCAGCUUCUA
Messenger RNA from Salvia hispanica, 952 nucleotides. RefSeq names its product glutathione S-transferase U18-like. Gene Ontology annotation, biological process: glutathione metabolic process. NCBI's taxonomy places the organism in Eukaryota, Viridiplantae, Streptophyta, Magnoliopsida, Lamiales, Lamiaceae. Gene Ontology annotation, cellular component: cytoplasm. The record is from RefSeq and is a predicted model, not a curated record. Gene Ontology annotation, molecular function: glutathione transferase activity.